This is a messenger RNA of Echinostoma caproni, 21630 nucleotides long. NCBI's taxonomy places the organism in Eukaryota, Metazoa, Platyhelminthes, Trematoda, Plagiorchiida, Echinostomatidae. The record is from the annotation of a GenBank genome assembly.
AUGCUUGAAACUAUUUGUCCUAUUAGUGAGUUUAGUAAACACCAGCUGUCUGUGCUAGUCUGGUCCGUAUCAAACGAAUUCGAUACAAAUAUUUACGUGUACAGUCGGUCAAAAUCCGGCACGCAGUUAAACUCAGUGAAACAGCAAAAGCUGAGCGUCAAAAAUGAAGAACCGCUCAGUUCGUGGUUCCACGAAGCUGUUCAACUAUAUCCUCAAUAUACACGUUACGUGUGGUUGCAUACGUUUGAGAUUGAUGUCGGCAGAAAUGCGGUAGCUCUGCUCAUUCUAUCCGGUCUCCGGACUGAUGAAUUGGAGAGAAGCAUUAGACCAGUCUUGAAAAAUUGGAUAUUAAAUGAUCGUUCAGAUGAAACAGUUGAUUGGCCGAAGGAAAAUAUGAUGGCUGUGCGGCUGGUUCGUUUGCUUAUCACUCACAAGGCUGUACUACGAGCGGGAAUGACCAAAUUGAUUCCGUUAGAUGAAUCCGAACGGGACGCGAAACGUGAUCGGUUUUGUGCAAUGCGACAACGGCGUUACGAGCCUUAUCAAACACAUUCGAGAGCACUUUCACGAGCAAAUACGCAAAGUUUUAUCAUAGACCAUGUGCAAACAACGGAUUCUGGAAUGUACCAGUGCGAACAGGCUAUCCACUCUGGUGAAUAUGAGCCAUUUGUCACCGAUUACUUCAUUAUUGUGUUACCAAACCCGUCCGAUUUUAAACUUUAUGUCAGUCAGAAACCAAUAGAAAUGCAAGAUGAAUUACGUGAUUACUACAGGUAUAUUCGAGACAAUGACAUCAUAUAUAUGCACGUAAAUGAGCCCAUAGUUGUGAACUGCGUGUACAAUUUCUCUCGUGGAUUAGACAACUACAACGGUUUACAAUUUUAUGACCUUAUAGAACCGAAGAAAGGUCAAGAGCCACGUCCAUUGGUUUCUAGACAUUUGAGAUCGACUGGGAAAACCAUUACCAUCAUUCAAUCUUAUUUUAUAGCCAAUGAACCAAAACACGAUAGCAACGAGGUGCACACUUUUGUUUGUGGUCAUAUGUACGAACAGAAUUUCAAACGGGUGCGUGAUAGUGAAGAAUUGACAGAACUCGAGCGGUGGACAAAAGUUCAGCGUACCGCUCUAUUCCGUAUUCACCUGCCACCGAAACUGUUCACGAAAUCAAUCAAAAUUGAUUCGGUCGAAUUAGAACAAGCUUUGCACAAUGCAGCCGUGGAUGAGACUAGUCUGACUGAAUCGGGCAACAAAUUGAAUGUGAAUACAAAGCUCAUGGCUCGUAUGGCUCGUGGUGAAUUUGUUGCGGCAUACGAGACUGAGGAUUGUCUGUAUUCGGUCUGGUUGUUAACUGCUGGCACAAAUGCCCAGUCCUAUUCCCAUAGGCCCUGUGAAACACGGUCGGUUAAGUUGAGUGAUAACGAAAAGAACUUACUGAAUCAGGAAACCCGACUGAAGGAAGAUCCGUUGUUUGAAUUCCAUAGGAUUCACUUUAAUUGUGGUUUGACAUUGCAAAGCCGAGCAAUUGUCUUACAAAUUUUCUGUCGAAAACUAAUCACUGUUGAUUUGAAAGAAGCAAAUUCCAAAUUUACUUCACAGUUAAAAGAUCAGAUAUCGUCGAUAAUAGGUAAUGGGCAACCGACCGAACAGUUUCAGUCCAGUUCGAACAUGUUCGUCGCCCUGUUCCGUGUCAGUCGAUUAGAUGUGUAUUGGCUAGGAACAGUAGAGGCUGGGAAACCGAUAUACAUUCCCUGUUCGUGUUCGAAUCUGUCCAGUAAAGAUAUCAGGUGGAAAUUUCGCGCAGAGGAUUCUGAGUCUUUGAAUGUUGUUUCGAAUGAGUUUCAAACUAUUCGAAAUGGAGACUUGAUUCAAUUAUUUAAACCAAAAGCCUCAGUCACAGAUAUUGGGAUGUACGUGUGCAUUUGUGAAAACGAAACGGACACGGAGGCGUUGAAACAGGGACGGAAAUUGUUGGUUGCCCAUGAGUUAAUGAAAACAACCUAUAUCAUAACACACGAUCGGUCUGCACACUAUCCUUCAAAAACAGUGAUGCGUAUGGGCGAAUCGUGUCGAAUCACAUGCAGAUUGUCUUUACCCAGAAGGUUUGACAACAAAACAGAGAUUAAGCUGAUUUAUGAAACGGACAUACAAACAGUUAAAACCGACUCAGAAUAUAUUAGCGUUGAGAAGCCUCAGCAAGAUAUCAACGAUACUUGGGCCGUUUACGAUCAAACUUAUCGUAUCGCACCAAACAUUGUGAAUGAUGGAGAAACAGCACGAGCGCGUUGUGUUUCCCUGGUGCAUUUGGCAAAGGAUUCACGUGAUAUCACACCGACUCCGAAUGAGUUUGUGGUGAGCAUUUCUAUUGAUCAAGGUCCGAAACCACGAAUUUUCGACAGCUAUCUGACAAGCACAUCUUCAUGUGCCCUGGACAAUUAUCCCGGGGACAAAUGGCCGUUGAGCGCAAUCGAGUUCCACAAAACCGGUUCCAAAGAGCGCAAGAUGGAACACAUAGCGGAAUUUCAUGUCACAUAUCUUGUGGGCAGAGGUGGACACUUUGAACGAAUUUGGCUUCUACCGCUUGAUGAUCAAAUCCAAAACUGUUCCAGGUUACAACCGAAUUAUCUGGCCAUGGCAAUUGUGGUCAUGAACAUCGGUGAAACAGCUGACUGGUCUGAUAUGAUUGAAACAAAAUUGUGGAAGUAUCUUCAAUCUCAAAUUGCCCAAUUCGAUACUGACCCGAAUGAUGAGAAGAAAACGGAAUUUAUUUAUGAUCCAGGAACAUGGGGUUCGAUUCGUGUGCAAAAGCUCAAAGUGGGUUGGGCUGCAGCAGUUCAAGCCGGCCAACAAUGGAGCAUGCUCGUACGUCACCAACUAGAAUAUAACGACAGACUAUACUUGUAUUAUAGACAAACUUUGGAUGGGAGAUAUCAUCUAUCAUCAAUCUAUAGUAAUGUUGGCAAAUAUGAUACCAUAUUAAAAUACCCAAAACCUGUAACAUUAUCCGAUACAGGAUUCUAUGAUUGGUGGUAUAUAGACCAUUCAUGGAAGUUGCUGACAUUGGCACGUUUUUUGAAAGUUAUUCCGAAUGGUGCUGUGAUCAGUUUUCACGCUGAAGAAUCGCUUCUAGAUCCCGGUCUUCCACUGGGACCUAACCUAUCCGGUAUGGAUCCGAUUGGGGUGAUUAAUGAGGACAGAAUUUAUUACUUUUACUGUAUAGUCGAUGAGGAGGAUGACAAGCCCAGUGCAGAAACUGUCACCCUGGAACUGAUCGAUCAGGGGCAAAAAACCAUUGCGGUGAGACCGCUUGAUCCCAGUAGACGUAAACCCGGGACACAAUUUAUAUUCGAAGCUACCAUUCCCAAGUACGGUUAUCUUAUCAUACCAUUGGAAGCGCGAAUAGUGCUGACUUAUCCGAGGUCUGUGCUUCCUGCUGAAACGGCAGUUGAGAGUGAGUCUGUGAGAGUGGUGAAGCACACAGUUCUUAUGUCCCUCGCAGCCAGAGCACACCAACCGGUUUUCUUUCCAAAUUUGAUGGAAUGUGACAAAAACUACGUGUUGGAUAAUAUGCGAGGGCAUGAGUACGAAACAUUCAAUAUGGAUCAGUUUGAUCAGUCAGGCUAUAGAGGAAAAUUGGAAGAAGGUUGGAUAAAAUGCAAAAUAUUUUAUGACACAUUGGGUUACCCUUCAGCGGAAUAUGCUUAUUUGUUCAGUAAAUCUGGUAAUCGUUAUUUUCGCUGUGAAAUGAAAUCAUGGAAUUAUAUAACGGCCAGGAAGGGUCUACUGAAGUACCAUGAAAGUAGAAUGGGUGGGUACAUAUUCUACCGCCCUUUCGAAUGUAAAGCUGAUCAUGAGAUGGGUGCUUUGGUUGUAGUCGCAUUGCAUUGUGAUAAGACUCUAUGUUCGGAUGUAGAAAGUGAUUCGCGUCUGGUCGAAUUUUAUAGAGAUGCUGUGAAACAAUAUUACGCUGGAGUGAGAAAUAAAACCUUGCGAUUCCCACCUUAUAAAUAUACACGAUUCGCUACAUUUGUGCAACGGAUAAAUCCGCACUAUCGUUCCCAUACCAUGGAAGAUGAAAUUUGGCGCUUUGUUGUUGAUCACGGAGGAAGACCCGGAAGGCAUCUUAAGUGCGAAUUAUAUAACGAAGAUGGCGAACGGAUAAUAACUUACUGGCCAAAGUAUGAUGCGGCUGGAGAUUAUUACCACUUCCGAUCAGAGUUUCACGACACUGCCAGAUAUGUAUGCACAACUGGAAAAACCGAACCACAGACUCGUUUUCUCACAGUACUUCCUAACAUCAACCAAAGUAGCAUUAUCAUUUCACGUUUUCUCUUUGCGAGCAAUCAGGCGCCGAAAAAUGAUUACUACCAUAAAGAGGACAAUGUUCACUGGCCCCAUUCGUUCAAAGAACCAAUUUUCAUAUACGGAUUAAUUCCGGAAAAAGCGUACUAUCGUUCUGGUCACCCGGAUGGCACAAUUCAAAUACACGAUAUUGAUUCCAACGGGAAUCCAUUUCGGGAAAUUCCGGUUGAAAGAUUGACGCCAGUAGUAGGCGUAGGUACUUACCGUUUCAUUGUCAAAGUGGAUCCAUCUGCGUUUGCAGCAUAUGUCGGAGUGUGGAAAAUAACUUUUCAAUUACAAUAUGAUCGGACACGGGUGGCUGAAAAUGACAUUAAGGGACCAUAUGGUCCAUUGAUAGCCACCACACAAAUGUACACCACAGUGGAGGGAUCUAACGCACAGUUUUUUGAUCAUCACAUGUCGUGUAACAUGGGGGGUGUUUCAGAAGAUCUUCCAAAACAGGGUGCCGGAGUGUUCGAUAUGAAACUGAUCCGCUCAUCCUAUCCAUCUACUAGAUACGAAGAAGAUGAAUUGAUUUGUACUGUUUACUAUGAUCGUGGAUUAGGGGAGCAUUAUUUGAGUGUUUGGUUGAUAGAUCAUGAUCAUUCUCACGAAAAAGAUUGUACUCUUGUAAAUGUGUACGACCCAGAAAUUGAGACUAUUAAGGAUUUACAUGAACUAACUAAGAAGCGGCUUGUGACGAAAAUUCGUUCGUUUAAGGUUUAUUGCCCCCUCCAGGCAACAUUUGACUUGUUAUCCAUGGCGAUAAUAACUCAAGUGAAAGGCCAUAAUAUAAAAGAAACACGAGAUAAGUUAAAGCAGUUUGUGAGAGAAAACCUAAAAAAACUAAUGCAAAACCCUCAAUUGGAAGAACGAAAUCAAUUCCAACCCCCUGACGGUACCAGAGUAGAGACCCGGUUUCGUCGAAUCAAUGUUGGUUAUACAGUGUUUGCAAAGAAGUAUACUGAAUUUAAGGUGUUGCUUAAAGAUCGCUUCGAAUCUUGCAAUCGGUUUGAUGUUUACUUUGCCGAUGAUGAACAGUCGGCCGAAGAACACUGGAAAGCCUUUGAUACUGAAAAGUCUGAAAAGCAUUUCACAUUCGGAAAAGGUCGCUUAAGAUGGUAUUGGACUGGAAUAUACAGAAUGGUGUGUGAUAGCAAACUGCUAGUUCGCCGGCGUUAUUAUGAAGUGUUGCCGUAUGAGGAAAUUUACAGAGGUCAUAAAAUUCGCAUUCCGGGAGAUGACAAGGACUAUAGAGAAUUACGACCGGGUAAUAAGAAUACAUUGUACUUCAUGUUUUCUCGCAGCACACAACGUCGUAUUCCAGAAUCGCUGAAAGUAGACGUUUACGACAGAGCGCUUGAUGAAGUAACACGUCAACCAGUACCUCUUAAAUUCCUCGCCAAGACGGUAGAAGGGUACAUUCAUUUUACUUACGAAGUUGACGUUCCAAAUCCGAAUACGUAUCGACGGCCUUUGCAGGCAUUUAUUACUGUGGAUUUUGGGAUUCUAAAACACGAAAGGUACGACUUGAACUUAAACGGAAUUCCCUGGAAGUUUACCACGGAAGAGAAAAUCAAUAUUUAUGACAACAACAAGCAUCCAUUCGUUUAUGAUUGGUGGGUUACGUGUCAAGAAUCGCGACUACUAAAGCUUUUCCAUUUUCACGGUGAAGGUAAGUUCAAUCCGGCAAUUUUUCACGAAUCCGGUUGUCCGGAUCGUUUAACCGAAGGAGUAUAUUCUUGCACAUUUCGCUAUGCUUCCGGAUAUGGCGAAAGAUUUGAGACCAUGGUGGCCAUCGGAAAUAAGGACGAACCGGUUCAUACUUGCUACCGUGAGUCACCACGUCUCCAACCGAAUGAUGUGUCUGAAACCGAAUACAUUUUGUCAUUUAUGCCGGAAAGAAAAAACGAUAUUUACCAUAGAAAAUUUGAUUGUCGCGUGAUGUCGACUACCUAUGCUUUGGUGUUUAUGUCAAUUAACACGCAAAAAAGUGACGUGAAAGACGAAUCAAAACUGAAAACACUGGUUGGUGAAUUCUAUUUCAAUCAAAUUCAAACGUAUUUGUCCGGAGCUCGUACCAAUGAAUACAGAGAGAUACAACUGCCCAAAGGAUUGACUAUUGCCACUCGACUAAUUCGAAUCCGUGCCGGAUGGCGUGCGUCGGUAAAAAGAGGUGAGCGUUGGUCUAUGUACUUCCGUGCAUCGUACGAUCCCCAAGAUUUGACGUGUUUGUAUUGGGAUAAAACGACCAAUAGGAAGAGAGAAAUAAUUUCGCGUUACUUUCCAAAAACACACUAUGUGCAUUGGAUGGAAAGACCGGCCCAAUACAACGAUACGGGAUACUACGAAUGGACUAGCGAGGUAGACAAUAAGAAGGUUAGGGUAGGCAGUGUAAAAUAUUUUUUAGUCAUUCCAGAUAUUGUACUGCUUAGAAUAUUUGUCAGUCACAAACAUUACGGAGAGAAAAAUGAUUUACAAAAUGAUCCCCCAUUAGAUGGGGAUUAUAAACUUCCCGAAGAGGGAAAAGUAUACGUCUAUUGUGCAUUUACAAUUGUCCGUCAAUUGCCUAACUAUGAUAGCUUCAAACUGGUGAUUCGUGAUCAUGGUGAUGCUGAUAGUCCAUCAAAUACAAUUGAGUUGGAAAAAGUGACGGAAGAUAAGACGUGGUAUGAGAGACGAUUUGUUUUUGAAUUCAAAAGUGAAGUGUAUCGAACCUACAGAUCACCGUACACAGCAUCGUGUGAGGUGAUCUAUAGUGAUUCAAUAUUUCCAGAAGACGAUUUGCGUCAAAAUAAACAUAUCGAUCCACUGGUACAAAAAGUCACAUUGCGAAUUGAAGAUCGAUUACAAUAUGCACCAAUAAUUUUCGAUAAAUAUAUCAGCACCGAUCCCCCCGAAGUGUUGGACAACUAUAUUCCUGAUCAGAACGGAAUCAAUGCCCGCCAGUUUUACGAUACUGGCACGGUAAACCGGAUGACCGAACAAAUCAUGCAAUUCAACGUGCAUCACUUCUCGGGACGUGAUGUCGGAUUUGAACGUCUCUGGUUGAUCACUGAAAACGGCAAAGUAGACACGUGUUAUCAGAAAGAGCGAUAUGCACUAAAGGAACAGGAGGUUCCAAGUGAUGUGGCCACCCGUGUCAAGUUGCUUCGGGUUCAACGAGUAUUUCGGUCACAGUUUGUUUGCAAAUUGCAACCGGACCAGUUAGCAUUAGUCCUCGUCGUGGCCAAUGUACAAACCAAGUCUGAUCGCGAAAAAGACGUUGAAGGAAGUCUGCGGACAUUUUACACCGAAUUAAUAUCAUCAUUUGCUGCGGAUCCCACAGACACGGAAACCAAAUCUUACUCUGAUGCACCUGAUUCAUGGAGCACUGGACGCAUACAGCGAGUACACGUUGGUUGGAAAGCGUCUGUAUUCGCUGGAGAACAAUGGAGCUUUUUAGUACGGCAUGCAUUUGAAGAAAAUGAGAAUCUUGAAUGUUGGUACGCAACAUCCCUCUCACAACGGACCAUUUAUCGUCUUACGAAAACAUUGGAAAAAUCGGUCACCACUAUUACGAUGCCAUCGGGAGCUGAGAUCAGUGACACGGGAUAUUAUGAAUGGUGGUACAGAAAAUAUGGUGUUUGGUUUAUCUUGGUUCGGACUCGACGCUUUUAUGUCAUCCCUGAUGGGGACAUGGUUCGAAUAGUGGUUGAAUACAACCCCUUGGUUCAAAAUCAUUUUGAGAACACUAGGGCAUCUAAAUCUACCACGUCAAUGAUGUCAUACAACGAACCACUUUAUAUUCAUUUUAAAGUGAAAAAAUUUAGCCAUGUCCCUCAACCUGGGAAUUUUUUCUUUCGCGUUCAUGAGGCUCCGUUGACGGGAAGUGACACAAAAGAUUUGCAAUUCUGGCAGCUGCCUACCACCGAGACUGAAUUGGAGACACAAUACUCUAUCCGAUUGAUCGGUCCUGAAUACGAGACAUAUAAAAGCCCCAUAACUAGUGCGAUCACUUUGCAAUAUGAUCAAGUGGAGUUCCCUGCUGAGGAUUUACGCGAGGAUCAAGUAAUUCAACCAGUCUUGGCUGAGCUUCAGAUCGGAGUAGAGAAAAUGAUUCGUCCAAUUAUCUACGCCAAUGCUUCCACCGUGAACAACGCAGAUCUGCUUCAAAUUCUGCGCACUUCUCACCCGGAUUUCAAUACUUCAUAUGCGUACACCCGAUCCGCAUCACCAAGUCGUAUGCACGAAGUUCCGGUCACUUGGAUCAUCUACGCAUGCUUGGGUUAUCCCCGAGGUCGGUUCAUUCCCCAACUCAUUUAUAGCUUGAGUGAUCAAUUGUACUUUAAUGAAUGUGAUAUACUGGAAUUGGUGAACUUGACCAGCACGGAUAUCCCGGAUCAAGUGAAAGCGCAUCCCAGUUUUACGACUCGAAGUGAGACAGCCAUGGUCCGAAUAAAAGUAGAAUGUGUGCUUCAAGCUGAAUACCUCGCACUCAAUCUACUCAUUGUGACGGUGAAAGAGGGUGGGCCGAGUCUUGAACAAGCCGUGAGAGAAUUCAACAUGUUGUUCACACCGAUUCUGCUCUACUGGAACCGUUAUCCGGACGACAAAACUGAGAUUGCUGUUAACUUUCCUUCGUAUGGAUUUGUCACGUAUCACACAUUCAAACUGAAUCUCGGUUGGAAUGCAACCAGUUCGAUAGGAUCCCCAAUCCGAAUACUGGGCUAUCGAGGUCUAAGCGAGAAAUCACAAAUCGAAUGUUUCUAUCAACCAAACGAGGACAGUGAACCAGAACCGAUAGAUUCGGAAUUCACUAUUGAAUGGCACAAAGAAUAUCAUGCAUUUGAUUUGUACCAUCCAUCUCUCCGAUAUGAUCACAAUGGUUUCUACUCUUGUAACAUUACAGACGACGCAUGUCCUUCGUGUGCUUCCAGAGUGGGAAUACCCAGACGUGCACUUCGUGUUCUACCGGAUGUGUCGAUUAGCCAAAUGUAUCUCAAUUUUGACAUUCUCAAUUACAAUGAAUCCUGGGCCGGAAACUAUAGUUUUUGUCAUCCAGAUGGAUAUCCGGUUCUGUUGAGCGACUCACGUUCUGUGAUACACUGUCAGUACUAUGCCACGGUGACAAAUAUCCCUCAACCGGUGGUCUCAUUCCGUGUGAUUUUGUCCAACAGUACCUCAUCACAGAAUGUAAUAACUGGUCAGAUACAUCCUAGUAUGAGCAAAGAAGAGUACAACAUAACACCCUUUUCGUUUUUCACACCAAAACUGGUUGAUUACGUUGGCCCGUUAGAAGUGCAGUGCAUUUAUACAUUCAACAUUUCUCGGCCUCUACCGCACGAUAUGAGUGAACACGUGCCGAUUGUGACUGUCACCAAAUCACGCUUUAUGGACAUAGAGCCCGUAAUUUUUGCUAACGUGUACACAAAAUACACGAGAGCAAAUGAUUUGACCAUACACAGACUAUAUCGUCGUUUGAAAGGACAAGUUUUAACAGCUAAACAGUUCCAUGAAAGUGGCUCUAGAAAGCGACAUUACGAGAAUUCUACUGCAAUAAGCCACUUGGUCUCAUUCGGCUAUCCGUGUGGCUUUAUGGAUAUUCUGACAGUAUAUAGAUCUCAAAACCAGUUUAUCUACGAAAAAUGUGUAGAUAUUAAUCAAUCGGAUUACAAAAUUGCUCAAUUACCGGCUGAUGUUCAACCGCAUCCAGACAUAGAAGAUUAUUUGGAAGGAAGCUUUGCACAGUUGAAUGCUACUUGUUUGUUUCGGCCCGAACAUGUUGCCAUGACCAUUGUUGUGUGUAAUGGGCAUGAAUUCUUUUUCGAACAGGAAACUGUACGUAAACAAUUCCAAACACGUUACCUCGAAGUGAUUCGUUCAUGGGUGCAGAAUCCAACAGAUUCGUCCCCGUUAUGGACCAAUUUAUCUUACGGUGUGUUUUGCACACACCAGACCAUACGUUUGCAUGUCGGCUGGAAUGCUUCCGUGCCUCUUGGCAAUCCUACCACUAUGCUGGGAUAUUAUUCAAAACCAAUGGUUGGAAAGAUUGAAUGUUACUUUCGUGCUAAAUUGUCAGACCCCUAUCAGGUGAUAGAUGAGGUAUUUGAGUAUGAGAUUAAAGAAAAUCCCACAUUUUAUCUAACAGCGGAAAGUGUCAUGUUCAAAGAUUCAGGGUUUUACGCAUGUAAUCUAACUGAAAGAUGCCAGAACUGUCCACCACAGAUCGUUUUCACUCCACGACAACUAGUAGUUUUGCCCGAUAUCAAGCAACUUCGAAUAUAUCUUAAUAUGCGUCGAUUUGAAAGUAACACCGAGGCAAGGCCUCACUUCACGCAAUGUGAACGCGACAAUGUACCCUAUUUAUUGUGCAAACAGACUGUCUAUCUGUACUGCAACUAUUUCUAUUCGCUUAUGCAAGUGGAGAGAUCAGAACCGGAAAUGCACGGUGUUAUGAGUGAUGAAUUGAAUCAUACUUAUAAUUUGGAGACACCUUUUCUAGGCCAAUGGAAGGUUGAAAAGCGAUAUGGAAUAAAUGCCACAAGAGUAUAUCAAAUUCAAGCCCCAUCAGAGCGCAACGUCAAGGGUCCAAUCACAGUUACCUGCAAAUUACAAUACGACAACAUGCACACCCCUGCUGAAGACAUGAAUCCAAUAAAUGGAACUUAUGUCGUCUCUGUGGCGCGUCUAAUCCGAGUCAGUGUACGACUAAGACCGAAGAUCUUUCGACAAUUUACGACCAUGAGCAGACCGAUAUUGGAAGAUAAAUUCAUCAAGCAGACUACCAACUCCAUCACUAGUGCAGUGAACUUCGAGAACACUGCAAUUACGCACAAACUGAUCGAGGGCAUUGUGAAAACCGAUCUGGUUAUUAGUCUGGGAACACCUCGGGGAUUUGCAAGUUUGAUGAUGUUUUACAUUCAAAGAAAUAUUACUCGUUGGACAACCUGUGAACCAAUGGUUGUGCACAAUUUCAAGUCAGAUGACAUUCUUCCUGAACUGGCAGGAACCGACGAAUGGCUGGACGCUAAUGGAAAAAAUUUCAUUCGACUUCGUACAAUUUGUCCAUUCAUGCCUAUCCACAUGGCCUUCGCUGUGGUUGUGGUCAAUUCGUUUGAUCGUUUCGAAGAUCCAAUAUCGGUGCAGCACGGUUGGCUCAGUCAGUUUGCUAGCUAUUUGAAAAUGUGGAUUUCAUAUCCGGAUGACGCGAGUGAGGUCGAUCUGGAUUUGUUUCCCUACGGGUAUUUGGAAUUUCAAAUAGUGAAAAUUCGAGUCGGUUGGCGUGCCACAAUCAAAGUUGGGGAACCAUUGACACUGUUCGCAACUUUGGGUACGGAAGGAUUUGGUGAACCGCACUGUUUCUACAAAACGUCCGAGGGUCGAACCGACAGAACCAGAACCAUUCGGACAAUCGGAACAUCAGGUGAUCCAUUCUUUAUUCGUUCUGAUUUGGCCACAUGGACCUAUGAGUUAAUCAAGCCGCACGCGGAACCGACUGAUUCUGGUUAUUAUUGGUGUCAAACAGACAACUGUCCGGUAUGCACGUUGCACAACUACGGUCUCCCACGCCGUUUGAUUGUCUUAUCGGAUAGAGUAGAAAUUCUCACCGUGGCAACGGAAGACAUGCUGAAAAUCCAGAAAGUGGGCAAUCAAAGUGAUACAAGUUUUGCGAAAAUUGUUAUCACACCGAUUGGAUGGCUUCAUGAGAACAGUGAGUAUUUUGUGCACUGCGAAUUACGCAUCACGACCGGAGUGACUAUGAGACCAUCGAUUUAUUUCAAAGUCGGUCGGGGAAGUGGUGAAGGUUCCACACUGGUCCCAAUACCGUUUGAAAAGAUUAGUGAAAUUGAAUUGAAACAAGCUAAUUACACUUCCGUAUUGGUUUCAUACAAAGUGGUGUCACCGAAAUUCGAGACAGAGUAUGAUUUUGUUCAAAUGACUUGCGGAGUACGCUUUGAUGAUUUGAUCCCACCGGAAGAUAUCAAUGCAAAUCUUGGUGUGUCCAAUUUGGAAACGGUGAUUCGGAAGAAACUCAGACAAAUACGUGUUCCAAAAAUUGAAUGGAAAACAGCCGAGCUGGAUCGAGAACAACUACAGCAGUUCAUUCGCCUAGAACAAUUCAGAGAUAUUAAUUUGUUUACUUUCAAUCAAAUGGUGUCUAAAAAUAGAACACCGGAAGGGAUUCUCAAUGUUCAAUUUGAAGUGGACUACGGUGUUCCUCGUGGAUGGUUAUCUGUUUGGCUGAUUUAUCCACAAUCAAGGCGCUUGGUUCGCGAUGAUUGUCACCCAGCUGAAAGUGAUCAGACUAUGACUAACAAGAGCCAAAUCCAAUUGGACAAUACGGACGCAGCCAGAUAUGCGUCAGAAUUGACUGGUGAAAACGAGGAAGAAGAUGACGGUAGCCGGGAUACCGAAGAGAGUGCUGAGACAUGGACGACAGUGAGACUGCAAUGUCUUCUUCAACCGGAACACGUUGCAAUUUUAUUCGGCAUUNUGCAUACGACAAAGUCAAAAUACAAAUCACAAGUAGAAGACAAUUUCACGACAACUGUACUGAAUGUGGUCAGCGGUUGGCUACAGUCGAAUCAAACGAGUUCGAAUGAGACUAUUUCGUUUGCGGAUCAUGUUAACGGGGUGUUUCGUCUGCUCAAACUACGAGUUGGAUGGCCUGCGUCCGUUAACUUGGGUCAUCGAAUAGUCAUGUUUGGUCGAUUAGGUAAACACCAUGUUGCAAUCCCAUAUUGUUUUUAUGGAACUAAAAGUCCUACCCGUCCUUUGGACAGCAAGGCUGGUUUUCAACUUACUAUAUCACCAAACGGAUACUACUUCACUUUGAUCAAACCAGAGGCGGAAUUCGGCGAUUCUGGAAUCUACAUGUGCAAAUUGGAACAUUGUACGGAUUGUCAAAUGAAUUUCGGUAUGCGAAGACGUCGGCUCCUGGUACUGCCUGAUCCUAGCAUAAUUCGUCUGCAGCUUAUCGCCAAACCGGAAGUGGAACGGUUUUACAAAGACUGUGGCCAACCACAAAACCCAAAUGUGAAGCCAGGAGACACAGUCCGUAUGAGCUGUUCCUAUCCGAUUGCUAAGGGUUCCCGAAGGAUUGUUCGCAGUCAAGUUUACUAUGCAGAUUCGAAUCAAGUUGGUUUUGGUCGACCAGUGAUAAAGCCGGAUAUGAGACGAACAGAACAGGAUCGCGUAACCAUGGUAACCAAAUCAUUCAACGUGAACACUCCGAUCGGUAAGCAAACAGGUGUGCGUAUCACGUGUACAAUUGAUUUUUCUCAGAUCACUGUGUCCAAAGAUUUGACUGAUGAAAUCCCAUCGAUUGUUCUGAGUCAAGAGAAGACGUUGGUUUUGUUUCGUCCUCAACCGCCUCUGAUUCAGACUCAAUCAAUAUGGACAAAUCGUAAAUCUCUCACUGAGCAGCUCCAAGCCGCUGGAUCAUAUACAGACGGUGGGACAUUCAUGCAUAGUACCCCCGAUACACGCAUGGAAGAGGGUGGUCUGAGACUGGAGUUUAAAGCUAAUGUUGGGGAGCCACGCGGUUGGGUUUUGGUUUGGCUCAUAUACAGUCUGGAUGAAAAGUUGCACAAGGAUCCUUGUUAUCGAGUGGACAUUAGUGCAAUAAAUGACAAAUUAGUAUACGUCAAGGCUGCAUGUCUGAUACAACCGGAACACGUGGCUCUGUUUUUUGCACUGGUCACAAAUACAGGAAACGGUCUGUCCGAGGAGCGAAUCAAUAAACGAAUAGAAGAUCUCAUCAUUUUCAACAUCUCUAGUUGGAUUAAUGACUCGAGAGUGCAAUCCGAACGAACUAAAGUCGAUCAAUGUUACAUCCUCGACUAUCGGUUGGUACGAUUGCAUAUUGGCUGGCGAGCAUCAGUUCUGUUACAAAGUCCUUUUCGUAUGCGAGGACGACUGGGCGGACGAAAUAGUUCUGAGAUUGUAUGUUCUUAUCGUCCGGAAAAGCAAUCGAAUUCAACUGCAUUAUCGGAACGAUUUGUCUACGAAAUAGAUCCUAUGUUUGAUCAGUUUAUCCUCACUGUGAACCAGGCUAUUUUAGAAGACACUGGCUGGUACGAGUGUCGACUACGUCAAGCUGAAAGCAAAGUUAUCAACAUUGGUAUGCCGUUACGUCAGCUGUUUGUUUUACCUGAUAACGAGUCGAUUCAAUGCGCCAUGACGGCUGUUCGCACCGAUGGUCACGUGGCAUUAGAUUCGCAGCGAACGAGCAACGGCACGCAAUAUUUGCUGGCAAAGCAAACAGCUUACAUACAAUGCAUCUACAAUCGUACGCUGGAACACUACGGAAAAACUGAGUUUGAAUUUCAUUAUCGUAUGCUUAACAGCUCCUCUAAUCAGUGGAUAGAGAAUUUCCCUGAAAAGAAGGUGGAUUUUGUCCCGUCCGGGGAAAAGAACAACUCGCAAACGCCUGUGAGCAAAACUUAUCGAAUUGUCGCUAUCGGAUCACAACAAUAUAUAGGGAUGAUGGAUGUGGCUUGUGUGCUUGCGUUUCAUGGGCUUAUUUCACCACUGGAUAUUCAACCACCACACGAUCCAUUCGAAAUCGGAUGUAAUCAAUCGUUCACCAUUCUUCAAGGUGCAAGUGGAAUGCUACAAUUUAAAGCAAUCGCCAAGGAUGUCCAUUCCAAACCUAUUCCUCGUGGGUCAAAAAUCGAAUGCACGGGAGGAUUUGGUUCACCUCCACUCACCUACAGCUGGACUCGUAUUCGAGCAAAACCGUACGCAGGUGAGGAGAUAUAUGUCGAAGAUAAAAUGUCUGAAUAUGAUAGACAGCUUAGAAUGGACAUAGCCAGUGUUCUACCUGCAGACGGUCCUGAAGGUGGAUGGGGUGGACCGGCAAAUCCGUUUCUCGAUUCACCUACUCAGGAGCCUUAUUCUGAUCGCCAAUUCCUGUUUAUUCCAUCCAACUUAUCCUAUCGGGGUAUGAACUAUCUUUAUGAAUGUCGCGGUCAGAAUGUGGUGGAAAACGCCACUUUUAGCAUCACACGACUCCUGCACAUCUCAGUUCUUAUUUGUCCCACACGACAUGUACAGUUAGAUUUAUCAAUUAUGGUUCUGUCAAAUAUUCUGUCCGCUUGUUCACUGCAACAGAAUCCGGAUGCACAAAUUCAAUUCUACGGCUACUAUUUUCUUAGUUUCGUUCGACAAUUAGUGCUCGGCUUGCCCUAUGAACUCGACAGAACACGAAUUAGCCUGGUCGUUGAAAAACCACUACAAAUGGGAAGGGAACAAACGAACAUCAUCACAUUUGAUCAAAUCUACGAUCGUUUUGAUUUGGUGCGCAAUUUGUACUCAAGAGAUAACAAACCUAUUACUGACCAAACCGCCUGCACGGACCAGCCGACACGUUUGAACAAACUGUUACGUCUGGUUCAGAAAAUUCAUCGUCAACCAUUCACUCGAACUCAGGGCACACUGUUAUCGUUGGAUGGAAUGGCACAAACAAAGUUGUCAUCCUAUGGCCAAGAUGCAGCACGAGAUUUGCAUGAGAACAAUGUGAACAUUUUAUUAACCCUGUUGUACCCGUUUACAAAUUUGUCCGUGUCUAAUUUCACAGUGUUGAUGGAUCAGUUGAAGCCAUGCAACGUAACUUCUCUCAUACCAGGUUUUGAAGGUGCACGUGAUUGUGAGACAUGCAAUUUGGGAUUGAAUGCACCCAGUUUACAAAUUCAACGUCUUCCGUUGUUCGAUGCUAUUUGUCAACUUGGUGGCAGUGAGCCACCUGGCAAAGUCCCAGAACCUGUAUUCAUCUUUUCCGAGCCUGAGGUAUACUGGGUGAUUGGUUAUUCACCCAGCAUUGGUUGUAGAACUAAACUGACACGUGCACUUGAACAUUGGGAAAAAUUUGUGUCUUUCGCACUUUGCAUUACUUCAGAGAGUAAGGGAGAAAAAAUGCGACGGGAACGGAAUGACGUCACACUCCAAACACUGAUUGAUUCUUGCGAUAGUAAAAUCGGAGAAAACACGCAGUCAACUCAAGGAACUCCACAAUCAGAAUCAUUUGGGGCCUCGGGAAUCUAUCCCAGUAACAUCUCCAUGAAGAAUUCCGUAUUGCUGUGUUUUUACCGCGUUGGCGAAACUGAUCCCGAAGUUUACGAUGCUGUUAAUUUUCAAUUGCACAAAGUCAUACUAACUGUACCCGAAGUGACUUCGGUACAGUUGCGAGUCAACCUCUGGCCUCAGAGCAAUACCAGGGCUGCACAGCUGCGAUGCACCAUUCGGGGCUAUGCACCAAAUCUGGAAGUCCUACUUAUUUACCAAUCCCGGGCACAAACAGUCAAGUCAGCCGGAAUGUAUCACAUUGUGGCACGAAGAAAACCAAUCUGGGCACCGGUGAACGCAUGGGCUGGAGUCAAUCUAACGUGGAUUGAAAUGAUGCCAUUGAUCAAAGGGACUGCCCUAUACUGUCUGGUGCGACCGAAACAGGACAGUGAGAAACAUCAAACCAGCUUCACCAAUUUACCUGCUCAGAGUAAUGUAGUUAAGUACAGUCGUCCGCUUUCCGGUUUGACACUACAGUCUGACUGUCCGAGCCCACCAACCAUCACAGCCAGUCCCGAUCCGGCUAGCUUAUCUGUGGGCGAUCGAAUCAGCAUUGAGUGCACGCUACCAGCUACGACUCGAGAAGUGCCAUUGAAAAUGUUUUACCUGACCCAAAACACCGCAUUCUUCGUUUGCAACACGCAAACAAUGCGCUUCAAUAAUCAAUCUGUGAAACAGAUUGUGGACGAAGAGCAUGACUGCCAGUUCACUACGUCUUCAGACCAGGACUGUACGGAAACUGUCAAUGUGAAGAGAGCAGAUCGCACGUAUCUGGCAACUCAAUGUAUUGUAUCACGAAGGCCGGGCUCGCAUCAUUUAUACCGAACUAUUCAGUUAGUGCUAACCAAAAUUCAGUUGGAAGAUUUUAACGGGAUUGUCUUCUGUCAAGCGAUGGAGAUGAAUCUGCUAGAGCUACAGUCGGAUACUGCUAGACCAGAACUCUAUUCCCACGUAAUUUCAUUGCGUUUUCGAAUCGCACUGCAAAUUGCUAGUUUCUCUUAUAACAGACAAAAGAAAUUUUGGGAAUGCUUUGUUUAUGCCUAUCCACAAACUCCCAAAGCGGCCAUCCGAGUACUUGACAUUGAUUCCUCUUUGCUCCGUAAACAUCUUUCAAGAUAUCAUUCUGUUGUCUUGAAGACAGAUUCAAAAACCCUACACGAAAAUUUGCUACCAUUUUCCGAACUGAGAAAUGUUAAAAAAAUAGUCACCCAUCGUUGGAUUGUUCAAUACGCUCCAAAAAUUUCAACUCCAACUGCAAUCACUCGGGGUGUUGUGAAUCUGCGUUGUAGCGCGGACGGUUUGCACAAAGAUUUACGCACCGAUAUGGGCCCGGACCCGUCCGUUAUUGGGCCACAAACAAUCGUGAACAAAGUUGGAGAAAUGAUAGCCUAUGUCUGUGUUCUACCUUUGCCCUCCGAAACGUCGAAGAUCCAACUGCUUCAUUUGCAUCGGCUGAUUCAACACAAUUGGUUGCAUUAUGAUCUUAUUGUGGCCAUGGUGACCGUGAUGAUUCCAAGUGGUAAAUCGAAAAAGUGGGUUGCAAUCAACCCGGAAGAGUUGCUUGCAAAUCCACGCGCAUGGUUGAUGGGAGACGAAAAAUUCGAAGUAGGCUGUCGACUCAUGUAUGAAUCCGACAAGCUGGUGGUGGAAUUUACCACUGGUCCAAACUCGGAAUUCGAUAGUGGCGAGUACUACUGUACUGGUCGCACCCUGGAAGGAGUAUUCUUGCACAGUGAAGCGAUAAGAAGCCUGUUUCAAGGAGAAACGCGAGCUAUUGUGAUUAGUCAGAAAACAAUACCACGAUCACGUGUCUGGUCGAAAGCACUGAAAACUGUCUAUGUUGGUGAAUUGUUACUCACCAGAUGUGUGGCAUGGACUACGAACCCAUCGGAUCGAGCUGUGUCCACAUUUCAUCUCAUUCCUGCGCAUCGGUCAACUGGAUCCAAUCGGACUGAUGAUCUAUCCGCACCAUUGAGUAGUGUGAUCAUUCGGGUAACCGACCAGUACGAGAUGCUCACUUGGGAUCUUAGCUCUUUUCCUGUCGGCUGUUUGUUGACUGAAAGCGGUGCUAUUGAACAAGAUCUAAUCGAGCCACCGUCUGUGGAAUGCAGAUCACCGAGUGAGGUGUACCUGGAACCAAGUGGUCUGGACACCUAUACCCGUGAACAAAAGCUUCGAUGCGUGGCGAAAGACGGCUGUCAGAAUGGUGUGGUACGCUGGAAUUGGGUAGCCGGUCCCAUUCCUCAACUCACAAUACUCUCAGAUAAUUGGAAUCCACAAGAUAUAACAAAUGAUGAACAGCUUGAUUUGCAAAAGUUACCACGAGACGGUACCUACAUCUUUCGUUGCACAAUAGUGUGCCCCUGUCAACCAAAACCAUUGAGUCGAAGCAUCAUGGUGACAUUUUACUUGCAACCAGACGAAGAGGAUGAAAAACGAAAAAAGUCAGACGAACCGGAAGACUCUUUGGUUGAUUACGAUGAAGAUGUUGUGGUGGAUGAUAAACAAGAUAUCCGUUUGGACGAUGAGAAUAGAUGGCCAAAUAUCAGCGAAGAUUUGAGAAAAGGAACCGAUGUGGGACUAAGGCCAGAGAAACGUGAUAAGCUAACUCUAUCCCUUGAACAACAACUCCAAGUGGAUGAUAUCUUGAGUGAAGAGACAUGGGAUAAUUUUGACUUGAAAUUGUGGCAUGACCAAUGGUUGCGUCGCGUGCAGAAGCGGCGGAAGGUUGAUGUUAGCACUGAACCAGAAAGAUUGUUUUCUGUUGAUAUCGUACGUAAAAAUCGCAAAGAUCAGUCAAUACGAGUGACAGUUCCUCACAAAUUCCACAGCGGAGCAUAUUUGUAUGGAGAACAUCGAAGGGAACGGGAAAAGUCUGACGAUCGAAAUACUGUGCAUCUGAAUUAUACAGAGACGAAGCGUGUGGUGAGUCAGUUGGUGGAGAGUUAUAGGGAAAGCAGUAAGUAUACAGUUAGAGUUCGUGAACCAAACCUCCGAACGAUCAAACCUCAGUCAAGCAGAGCGUGGCAACCCGAAUCAAGAGACCUUCGUGCAAAAAGUAGGAUAGCCGAGUGGUUGAGCGCUCGCGAAAUUCCACUCCGAUAUGAAAAAUCGAUCGAUACACACGCAUCAACGAACGAUGAUCAAGCUCGUAUCAAAAUGGAACGGGAUAAUAAAAGAAAGCUGAAAAAGUGGAUCGUUUCUGAAGCUGCAACGGCCGAGUGGAAAAAGGUGAUUAAUUCGAAAUCGAUGUCAGAAUACCGGUGGCCUAAGCAAAUCAUUACAGCAUGGAGUGAAGUUGAUGGGGAUAGAAACAAGCUCAAGAGAUUGUGGAGGCAACAAUCUGGUUCACAUGCUGACGAAUCAUAUCGCGAAGAAGCGCAGGGGGAAAUUGUUCGUUUACAAGAUUUACUACUCGGUUCACAAAUUGCACCGGUCAAAGUAACUGAAAAUAGGCCCGAGCUGAGUAAGUCCACUUCGAUCACUCCGGAAGUGUUGCGAUUCAGUCCACGCGAUACAAGUGAUAAACUAGAAGCGGAAGAAGAGAGCAUGAUCAUCCCACAACGCAAAGACCUACUGGUCUACGAACGGGAUAGAAUAAAACGACUUAUGAGCUGGUGGUUUCGUCUUGUGCCUCGCGAUAUUGUUGCCAAUCGGUUCACGUUCCAAGACCAUAUCAACUCAUUGGAACAGGCUUGGAGGCUGGAACUGAAUGAAAUAUCCCCGAAAGUGCACAGACAUACGUGGAUGCGAUUCGUUUACCAACUGCGUGAUAGCUGGCUCACACAAGCCAAAUCAGCACAAACUCGUAAGCACGAUGAAAUGCAUUCACUAGACUCGGUCAGUUUUUCGCACAUCAUUGUGUUCACUCCCAAUGUGAUCACGGCUCGUUGUCCACUGAUGGAAUCCACUGUCCGAUUUGAUCAUCAGCCUAUUCGACUUAUUUGGUUCCGAGCUAAAACACUGAGUGAGUAUCACACAAAUCGUGCCGAGCCGAUUCUUAGUUUCACUUUUGCCGAACGUCUAUUCGAAAGCCAUUCAACCAACUAUAAAACACGUGUAUUCACAUAUCCGCCGUUGCGAUGGUCAACUAUGCAUACUCUCGAUAUCAAACCAGUCACGACAAAUGAUUACGGGUAUUACAUUUGUACAACAUCUGUGACCACUGGUGCGUACCAAACACGGCAGUACAAUUUGAGCAAAAUUUCAGUGCAUCCGUUGUGUAUUGUCCCGGAAAUGGCUCGACCGGAAGUGCGUUUGGCACAUGAUCUAGAUGAGUUGAAGACUAUUAUUGAUCAGUUGGAUACUGAAAAAGAAAUUGAGGAAGAAGAGGAAGAGGAGUUGGACUUUGAGGGCGAACCAAAUGCGGUUCCCGAUCAUGUGAAAUCAUAUGUACCACCUUGUUUUCAGCCUGGUGAUCACAUUUUUAUUCUGUGUGAGGUUAAAGCAUAUCAAAUAUUCUGUGACGAAUCAGACGCAAUCGCUCGUGGUUACCGAAUGAUUCGGACGGAACUGAUUGGUCACUUGAACUACGCCCAAACCGGACAAUUGGCACGUUUAAGCGAAUUGGAUUUAUUCGAAAAAACGAAGAAAACCCCGGUCCGUUUUGACCGAAACGGGACACAAAAACUGACCCGAGCUUGGAAUCUGACUCUCGCACCGGAACACGAUGGAGCUAUAAUGCAGUGUUUUCCGAGAACGAAUCUUACCCAGUCUUCCACGUCCACCUUAUCUCAUUGGGCCUGGAUCGCGGACGCGUAUGAGAAACUUAACGCGCAAGGUGUGUUUUCUAGACGAAGCACAGUACGUCUGUGUGUGCAUCCAACAUCACCGGAUUUAUUCUUUCAUCUUGAUCCAACUCAACAGAAUCCAAUUAGAACAAACCAGACAAAACCGCUUAUAAGGCAGCCGAAUCAGGUACUGUAUUGCCAACUGCGUUACACUGAACCAUUGAAGCCGAAAAUUACCGUCUGGCCUAUCCGUUCUGAUAAAUUGAAUCAGGUCAGUUUGGGAUGGUUGAGGCGACGCAAACUAUGGCUCGAUCAGUCACGAAUGCCAAUCACAUGGCGUGUGGAUAGUCGAGUUAGAACAACUCGUGUCAUCAUACCGGAGGAGGUGAAACAAAAUGAAUUGUACCUGAUCCACUGCUCAGUUGCACAGAACAUUGGGCAAUUGGUAAGUGACUGUCACUGCUUUCAUUUUUUCACACCUAUGCAUUCAACGCGGUUGUUUCGUCAACUUUGA